UCCAGCACGCCCACGGCAUCAUCCAUUCCGUUCCCUCACUAUCACUCCAAGCCUUCUUUUCUGCUGAAAAGUCUCCAUUCACCGCUUCUAAGUUCUGACCUUCAACCCCCCAUAAUCCCUUUCUUCUCCAAGCUUACCAUUCCUAUUUGCUAGAACAACUUCAUCAAGCAGCAAACUUUCUCAUUUACAAAGAAGAAAAUCUCAAACCCAGAAGUAAAUCUAUCAAUCAAACAAACAAACUAGAUACUUCUCUUUCCUUCAAUACUAGUGAUAAAAAAAACAUGGCGUAUGUAGAUCACGCGUUCUCGAUAUCCGAUGAGGACAUCAUGAUGGACACCCCCUACACCGUCAACAACCGCCCUCCUAUCAAGGAGAUCGCGCUCGCCGUUGCUCUUUUAGUUUUCGGCACCCUAGGAAUCGUCCUCGGCGUCAUUAUGGCUGUCAACAAAGUUGGUGGCGACCGAGCUCAUGGACUAUUUUUUGCAAUACUUGGGGGUAUUUUAUUUCUUCCGGGAUUUUACUACACAAGGAUUGCAUACUAUGCUUAUAAGGGUUACAAAGGUUUCUCUUUCUCCAACAUUCCUCCUGUGUAGAGUCGUUGGAGAAUCAAGAGUUGAUGUACAGAUAGAGCCCUUGUUCUUUCGGGUGUUACUUCACUGUCAUUCGUGUUAGUAUCUGUUUGCUGAUGUUAUCUCUGAGAAAUUGUAAUGCUAUGGCUGUAAAUGAAUGCACUGUUAAACUUGUACACACUCUUAGUAAUGAUCUAUUUUUCCUUUUUUGACCUC
Coffea eugenioides is the source of this 785-nucleotide messenger RNA. RefSeq names its product transmembrane protein 230. Gene Ontology annotation, cellular component: endomembrane system. The coding region runs from base 282 to 593 and encodes 103 amino acids. NCBI's taxonomy places the organism in Eukaryota, Viridiplantae, Streptophyta, Magnoliopsida, Gentianales, Rubiaceae. The transcript has 2 exons. The record is from RefSeq and is a predicted model, not a curated record.